This is a messenger RNA of Aphis gossypii (cotton aphid), 2063 nucleotides long. Its product is annotated as cleavage stimulation factor subunit 2-like. The transcript is spliced from 10 exons. The coding region runs from base 855 to 1976 and encodes 373 amino acids. Gene Ontology annotation, biological process: mRNA 3'-end processing. Gene Ontology annotation, cellular component: mRNA cleavage and polyadenylation specificity factor complex. The record is from RefSeq and is a predicted model, not a curated record. Gene Ontology annotation, molecular function: mRNA binding. NCBI's taxonomy places the organism in Eukaryota, Metazoa, Arthropoda, Insecta, Hemiptera, Aphididae.
AUCUUGGUACUUUGUACAUCGUAUUACAUAAUAAUAAUUAUAAUAAUUAAAAUAUUAAAAUUAUUUACAACAUUGAAUUGAAUUAAAUACUUUUUACAUUAAUUGGGUGGGGCUAUUCAUCGUCGUCAUUAAUUAUGUCGUGUAUAAAUUAAAUAUCUACAUUGUUUGGAUUGAAAUAAAAAUGUAAUAUUGUUCCCGUGAAAAUGACGAGUCCGUCUGAUGACCAAACUAAAUUUACUGCUUACACAGAUUAACCGAGAAUACUGAAUAACUUUUUCCUACGCGAAUCAGUAAUAAUAAUAAUCUCAUACACGUUUAAACGAUACAAUCCAACCUACUUGGUUUACGUGAACGUUGUAUUAUAACGUAUUAUAAAUUAUAAUAAUCGUACGUAAAAGUACGAGACAUUAAUAUUGGUUAGGUUAUACUCAAACAAAAUAUGAAUGAAGUAUUAAAUAUUCUCAAAUUUGACGGAAUACGACAAUAUUGUUGUCUCUAUCUAUGCUACCUGUAUGGCUACCCUGUAGAUCGGGAUCGUACCUACUAUCAAAAACCUUAAAACCCCAUUGUACGGCGUCUGUGGUUCCGAACGAAAUAUUUCAUAUCAUUUGAAUACUUGCAAACGAAUUUAGAUGUAUAGAUUUUUUUUUCUGCUAUGAUCCAAACAUUCGAAAUCCAUUUAGAAGUUGACUGUUUUGAUUUCCACUUCGUAGACUCGUAUUUCGUUUGAUGUGUAUUAUUCGAGUUAAUUGUUAGGUGUCUUGGUACAUUUCGAAUUGAGCGCAGCAGUUUUAACAUAACGAUUAUUUAUAAAUUACCUAUUUUAAAAAUUUCUUUAUUUCUACAUCAAUAAAAUGAGUGAUCAAAACAUUUUAGACAAGUCUAUGAGAAGUGUUUUUGUUGGAAAUAUUCCAUAUGAGGCAACUGAAGAAAAACUAAAAGAUAUAUUUAAUGAAGUAGGACCAGUUAUAUCGUUUAAACUGGUUUAUGACAGAGAAACUGGCAAACCUAAGGGUUAUGGUUUUUGUGAAUAUAAAGAUCAAGAAACUGCACUUAGUGCCAUGCGUAAUCUCAAUGGCUAUGAAAUUGGAGGUCGUACUCUACGUGUUGACAAUGCUUGUACAGAGAAAUCCAGACUAGAAAUGCAGUCAUUAAUGAUGGGAAUGCCUACAUCAGAAAGUCAUUAUGGUGAUGCUGUUAACGCAGAAAAGGCACCAGAGAUAAUAAAUAAUGUGGUUUCAACUUUACCGCCAGAACAGUUGUUUGAACUUAUGAAACAAAUGAAAGAAUGUAUUCAAAAUAAUCCUGUAGAAGCUAGAAAUAUGUUGCUCCAGAAUCCUCAACUUGGUUAUGCAUUAUUGCAAGCACAGGUUAUAAUGAAAAUUGUGGAUCCAGAAGUUGCUAAAAGAAUGUUGCAUCCUGUACAUAAAGUUCCUCCACCUCUGCACUGUUCUAAUGGUGCAUCAACUUCAAAAGUUCAGUCUAUGCCUCAUACACCUAAUGAUUGGCAACAUAAUAAUAUGUAUCGCGGGCAAAGCUCAAGCCAAGAUUUAAGGCAGGCACAAAAUCAAAUGCCGUUUCAACAACCACCGCCAUCAUCGAUGUCCAAUAAUGAACCGCCUCAAUCAUUUAUGGCUACAAGAGAUUAUCCACGGUCAUCAACAAUGGAUUCAGAAAAUCGAUCAUUUGGAGAUUUUUAUAAUAGAGAUCACAGACCUAAUAAUAGUUUUAUGGCAAUGUCACCACCAAUGGUAUCAGAAAAACAAGUACCUUCACGAACGGUUCAAUCUUCUCAAUCUCAAGUUCAACAAGCAUCUAAUCAAACUGUCAGGACAUCUGAUUCUGAAAAGGCUGCUCUUAUAAUGCAAGUAUUACAAUUAACUGAUGCACAGAUAGCAAUGUUGCCUAAUGAACAGCGCCAAAGUAUACUUCAACUAAAAGAAAAAAUAACUAAUUCUUCUAGAAAAAAAGAUUAAAUCUCAUUGAAAUUGUAUACAUUAUUUUCUACUUGGACUUUAAUACUAUUUAAAUUUAAGAUUAAUAAUAAAUAUUUUUUAAAUAUA